AGAGAGGUGGGGGAAGCGGCUGCGUUGCCAAGCGGCCCCAGAGGCUGAGAAGGUUAAAGUGCGCCUUUAUCACAGACCCCCCUUCGCCUUCAGCAGUAGAGGUGGUGAUGAAGUGAUGCAGCUUCGUCCCUGUGUAUCCAAGGAAGUUCUAUUUAUCGUGCUGGCAACCUCUCAUGGUCUAUACUAUUUCACAAGCAUUUAUGUAUACCUUCAUUCCACCAUAUUACCAUCCAAUAGCAUUUAUAGUUCUCAACAAUUCUUUAUAAGCAGUAGUAACCAUGCGCAUGUGUUAUAACAGGUUUCUUCUCGUUGUAGCUAGGUAAUGUAAUGUAAAUCGACUAGUCUAUAUAGUACAAACUUGAAUAUUGGAUUGUUUAAAAUUACAAGUAUAAGGACAGAACACCCAACACUUCCAUAUGUGAUGUUACAAUUUGAUGUUGCCAGAGAGAGAGAGAGAGAGAGAGAGAGAGAGAGAGAGAGAGAUUUAUGUGUCCAAACCAUUGAAAACUGGAGUAUAUACAUAUCAAUCCAAACUUUCCAGUGUGCGUGUGGGUCAUAGAGGAGGAACCAUAAGCGGAGCCUGGCACGACUCUCUCUCUCUCUCUCUCCCCAGCAACCCGACCAGCCCGAGUGUAGCCGACAAAACCCGAUGAUUCACAAAGGUCAUUGAUGCCACCGCGUACAACGCCUGCCUAUCAGCCACAAAUACGCAUAAAUCCUUAUGUUCCACAAACACUGUUAUACUAAUCACUCUGAAAUCACUUGAAUCUACAUAUCUAUUAACUUGAGACAUAUGAAAUCCUAGAAAUACAACAUGAAAAAGCACUACAUUCAAAUCUCUUGCACAAGGUGAAAGUAGACACCAAGAAGAAGUCAACUCGAUCGUUCAUUGGCUCUUGGGUAGAACGUCAGAGGGAGCCUUAUGUGGAUUGGCUGAUGCAUGUGACGUCAGAGGAAAGUCUAAAAGCUCUGGGUGGCUGUGACGUCAGACCAACUCUCUCCCUUUGUUGUGAUUCAAUGGAAGAGUAGAGAGAAGGGACGGAGGAGGUGUAGCUCAGUUGCUCUUGCAUUUUGCGUGCUUGAGGCGUACAGUUCUGCACUGGGGUUCGGCAGGAAAACGCCGUGGAUGUAUCACACAGCGAGCGUCAGGAAGAAGGUAUUUGGAAGUGACUAGUGAAGCUGUGGCGAGCGAGGGACAGGAAGCUCUGCCGAUGGGACUAUUGUCUGCCGCCGCCAUCUUGUGACACAGGCUGAGGCUCCCAAACUGUGAUAUACGAAAGGCGCACUCUGUGGUGUUCCCAGUACUGAAGUGUACAGCACUUUUUUAAUUACACCACGGAUGAAGAAGUGGCAGCAAGCAGAACUCCCCAAGGCAGCGAUUCCUGACGUCGGUGGCCAGUGUUUGGAAGCAGAGAGCAGCGGGACGGAAGGAGCAGAAGACAGCAAGAUUGCAGGAGGCGUCAACCAGCAGGCUACGUCCACCACCACAACCAGCAUCGCCAUGGCAGGAACGAAGGUCACUACAGCCACCACUACCUCGGGCUGUCGAUUGGGCAAGGGGCAGCAGCAGCAGAAGAACCAGCAGGAGGGGGACUUUGGCACCUCUCAGCAUACAACCAUGCGGCCAGGCAAGCGCAGACACCAGGCUUCUGUGUCUCCAGUAACUGCACGCAGUGAGAGCAAAUCCCCGAGAGCUAAACAACGACCAGCUCCAAACCGACAGAGUCCACCAACUGUCACCGCUGCUCCUAUAAGUAUUGCUGCUAGUACCACCAUUACAGCCAGCAGGGCACGGUCUGAUUCCUGUAGUGGCUCUGUUAGUCCAUCCCAGCUUGCAGUGCCUCGUGUGUCAGCAGAACCACCCUGCCCAUCCAAGCUGCCCAUGCCGCCCAUGCACUGGGUGGCUGCAGAGGAGAAGGAUACUGCCCAGAGGCAACAUUGCCGUGCUGUUACAGAGUCCCUGCUAUGUCACCUGACCACCAAGGGCAUAUUGGUAACAGCUUAGUGGUGCUGGGAAGCAGAGCAGUUUGUGGGGCAGGGUGGCGGGGUUACUGAACGGUGGAAGAGUGAGCAGGGCCGCAGUCAUUACUGUUAUCUGCUCUGUCCGCCAGGCUGCACCCUCUGCACCACUGUCUGUGCCAGUUUCCCCGUGAAACUGUCCAAGUACUACAAGGUGAAGUCAAAAAAAGUUGAUCAUAUUAUGAACUGGUAACUACAAUGUUCUUGUUCUGUGAUACUGGUAGUGCUUACUGGCUUUACUGUCCGUGUCACGCAAAGUGAAAUCACUGUUGUUGUUCCCAAUGCGUGAUGAUGUGUCCUAGCCAGCAAUAACUGGGAUCAUCAUGAGCAAGCAACCCAAUGUCCUGUAUAUUAGUAGAAUCACAUGCUGCAUUGUGGACUUGUUUUUUUUUUUUUUUUUUUUUUUUUUUUUUUUUAAGAUUUGGCAUAAAAUUUAACAAAAUCUACUUAUUUUCCUUAAAGUAUUAUUUGGUAUAAUAUUUGAAAUUUUGUUAAUUUGGAAAGUUUUUAAUGGUUAAACAUAAGUUUUACAACUUAUUAACAUUUCCACAAUAUUACAAACAAUCACGCUGUUAAUGUUUUUUCAUAAAAAGUAAUGGUACUUUGUUAAAGGAAAGAUAUUUCUUGAUCGUAUUACAUUAAUAUGCUCUGUCCAGUGGAAUAUUUGUGCAAAUGAAGCUUGGAUUGUUUGUAGUUGGUCAGCAGUGCUCAUUUAGUGUCCUAUUGUCUGAGAUAUCUCAGGCAAAAAUAGUAUUUAGAUGCUAAUAUGUUAUUAUAAUUAUUUUGUGGACGAUUUAUCAUGCCAGUAAAAGUAUUUGCUCUUUCAUUCAUCUUUUUAAAAUGUUCUAGCCAUUAAUGUCAACUUGUUUGGGUAAUUUAGACUCUAAAUAAUCCUUUAAUCAAUGUUUUUAUUUGAUUUUAUAUUUUACUUAUUUAUUUAUAUAUUUCCAUUGUUAUUUUUAUGGCUUUGAGUCAUGUUGACCCCGCCAGUGUCCACAAGAUAAUUAGUUGUUGUGAGAGGCGAGGGUUAGUGUUUCAGCACACUGUGAGGGUCGGCGGUGGGAUUCCUCCGUGAUAUACGGUGUACCACAGUACUCUAGUCUUGAGGCCCAACUUGCCACUCUCCAACCUACAGAAUUUGUAUAGACUAUUUUUAUUAUACCAGUUUUUUAUCAGUAUUCUCCUGUAACCGGUUGCUUGUUUCUUUAUAUAUUAUACAAUUUAAUUGAUCCAAAGGUAUUGGUCUGGACCAGGUUAAUGUGGAUGCCAUGUAUGCUGCAUGGCACUGGGAUUUGUUAUGUGCUGUGGGCCUGUACUGCUUGCCAGUGUACUGAAUUAUUUAUCAUUGAAAGUUCUGUAUUGGAUAUUUGCAUUGUGUUGUACAAGCCCAAGUAAAUUAUGUUAGGAAGUAUGAUCUCAGAUGAGCAACUGUUAAAGUGACAGACCAGCUGGAUCCACAUUCCAGUGUUUAUUAUGGGAUUGACCCCCACAGUACAAAUCCCUUGGGGUUGUAUCCCAGAACUCUUCUGCUUGAAAUGUUAUGAUGGACAACUGCACAAUGCUCAGGAGUUUUGGUCAGAUGUAGGAUUAGCUGUGUGAGUGGCACAACCAAAGCUACAAACAUGAGCUAUUAUUUAGUUUUAAGGAGUACAAAAUAUGAUGCCUGACUGAAGGUUUGGAGACCUGUGGUGGGAAGACAAGAUAUUUCAUGUCCUCUGUCCACAGGCACAAAGACUUCAGUUUAGCCAUAUCUUGUUGAAUCAAGUAUUUUGUAAGGGAGGCUCUUCAUACUGAGAUCUCAACAGACUCACUUCAACAAUAACAGUGAAGUCUUACAAUGUAUGCUAUUAUGAACCAAAGCUAUUAGUCACCAUCUCAUUGUACAAGUGCCCUAGUGGUGUUGGUACCCAUUGAUACUUAGCUCUACCUCAUGUCAAGAUAGAUGGAUUUCUGAAAGCAUAUCACUGUUUGGUUUUUAAUGAGAGCUGUCUUUUUGUAAAACGCUACCCAUAUCACAGGUAUUUCCACAGGUGUGCUUGUGGCUGUGCUGGAAAAUGGGUUGUGUUGAAACAAGAUUGUAUCGUUGCACGUGUUGACCACUAUGGGCAGAGUGCCACAUGUCACAAAGUCUGAGGGCUUCCUACACCUGAGGACGUGACGCCUGUUGCUUAGCAUUAAGUGUCGCUGUUUUGUAGUGUCCCAUGCAUGAGGACAAGCCUGACUGCAACCGGUUACAGGAGGAUGAAAAGAAACACUAACACGCCCCUGGUGCCAGUAUGGCGAUAACGACAGUAUAGAGGAAUUCAAAGAACCUACAGGUGCAAUUACCUUCCUCUCUACUGCCGUCAUCACUACAGACACCUUUCAAGGAGAAUUGAAGCUUACAUGUCUGUGAUACUGCCAUCAACUUCAACUCUCCUCCAGACUUGAAUCAGAUUGUUUGCCAAAUGUGGCAAAAUUCUAUAUCAUCAUUGGUUAUGGUACAAAGAGAUCUAUUUCAAGAAGUUAUUUGACUACAUAAAAAAAACAUUAGCAAAAAAACUUUUUCAUAUGCUAAGUUAAAUGCCGUACCUGAUACAGGUGUGAUUGGAGUUCUCAUUGCCAUGAGACCUCUUUGUAGUUUAUCCCCCAUCCUGCAUCCUACAUUCAUCCACAGGGUUGUCACCCCCUAUUGUUAUCCCAAGCUAUGCAUCCCACCCAUAGUCACUUAAAUUUGGAUUGUACUUUCAUAAAUUACUGACACUCUGUUAUCCCUGUCUGGCUUUGAUGACUUUGGCAUUUAUUAGAUAACCUGUUCCAAUCAGCUGAACCUGUAGUCUCAAACAUAAAUUUGUAUGCAUGUUUGUGAUUGUGGAAGUGUGGAAUGUUUGAUGCUGCUGAGCAACUGUGACAGUAGCUGUGUGAAAGAUUUAUUAUGUAACUUUAUAUAUAUAUAUAAUUAUUUUU
Molecule: messenger RNA, 4965 nt
Organism: Portunus trituberculatus (swimming crab)
Lineage: Eukaryota; Metazoa; Arthropoda; Malacostraca; Decapoda; Portunidae
Exons: 2
Coding region: 1340-2005 (221 amino acids)
Source: RefSeq, a predicted model, not a curated record